CUGUGACAAUAUAAACAUUUUUAAAUAUUAAAAUAAUAAUUAUGAAAAAUCAUUAACGUUUUAGGAAUUAUUAUAAGUUAUUAUUUAUUGUAACAAUAACUAUCCCCGUAGGACGUUCAUAUAUUGCUUGUAUACGUGUAGAUAACACAAGAACAAUGAACUCCUACAAAAAGGAAUAAAAACCAGUAUUCGUCACUUCAUAUUUGUGAAAAUGUAUAAAGUUAAAGAUAAUUUACCUAAAACUGCAUUGGCGUUAUAUAUUAAAUUAUAUUGCAAAAAAAGAGGAAAUAAAAUGAAGGAUAAGAAUAUCCUUAUAGAAGCAACUAAGUCAUGGCUUUCAUUAAAUAAAACCGAUAAACAAAUUUUUGUGAAAAAAUACGAUGAAUAUCACAAUAAUUUUAAAAAAGCUUUUGCUGAUUACCUUACAUCUGCAGAACCUUAUUUAAAAGCCAAAAAGAAAAAAGAAAAAGCUGGAAUUACUGUUAUUGAAGAAACCAGUACAUCUCAAAAUGUAGCUAAUGAAGAAAUAGAAUUAGAUAUCGAUCAAAACCAAAGAGUCCAAAGUAAUGUUGAAAUUAAUAAUAUUUGUAACACAGUCCCUUGUUCAAGUACUGGAGAUGAUUACAAUACUCACACCAUGAUAUUGGAAAAUACAAACAAUACGAGUAAUAUAACAGAAGUUGAUAAAUUUCAAAUUGAAGAACCCACUUCUCCAAAACUCAUGAUAUUGGAAAAUACAAAUAAUAUAACAGAAGUUGAUAAAUUUCCAAUCGAAGAACCCACUCCUCCAAAACUCAUAAGUGGUCGACAUCUCUUUGAAAUGAUCAAUGAAAAUGAUAACAAUCUUACGUGGACUAAAUUAAGUAAUACAGAGAAAAGAAGAUACCAGAAUGCUGUACUAUUAAUCAAAAAGAAGUAUCUAAUGGAAUAUAAAAAAUACUUAGAGCGAUUAUCAUCAGAAAAAUUGUAUCAUCAUUAUAAAAACACUAAUAAAUAUAACUCCAAUAAUGUAUGAUUGGAAUUGUUAUUAAAUCAAAAUUAUUUUAUGUUCUAUUAUAAAAGUUAAAUAAAAGAUCAAAUGAUUACUAUUUACGUUAUUUUAUUUAAUCAUAUAACUCAGAAUAUUUUAUAAUAUAAUAAGGAUUUAUACAUUUAUACUUGUGGAAAUAAAUUACAUUUUACGGUUAAGGUAUACUUAUUUUUAAACACUAACUCUAAUAAACAUUAUAUAAAUAAACAAUGUGAGAUUUUUCUAAAGAUACAAUAUCUACAUAAACCAUUAAAGUAAUUAUUUUCCACAAAUAAGUCCAACAGCCAGUCCAGCAACAAAA
This is a messenger RNA of Nymphalis io (European peacock), 1331 nucleotides long. RefSeq lists its product as uncharacterized. NCBI's taxonomy places the organism in Eukaryota, Metazoa, Arthropoda, Insecta, Lepidoptera, Nymphalidae. The record is from RefSeq and is a predicted model, not a curated record. Bases 212 to 1015 code for a protein of 267 amino acids. The transcript has 7 exons.